Enterobius vermicularis (human pinworm) is the source of this 630-nucleotide messenger RNA. The record is from the annotation of a GenBank genome assembly. NCBI's taxonomy places the organism in Eukaryota, Metazoa, Nematoda, Chromadorea, Rhabditida, Oxyuridae.
AUGUUCUUGCCAAGAUUUUUCUGUUUUGCAUUAACAUGGACUGCUAUAUUUGCAACAUUAAGCAAAGAAGACAGGCCAAAAGGACCCAAAGUUACAGACAAGGUCUUUUUUGACAUCAAAAUUGGCGAUGAAGAGAUUGGACGUAUCGUUAUUGGCCUUUUCGGGAAAACUGUACCAAAAACUGUGAAAAAUUUUGUAGAGCUUGCUAAAAAACCAAAGGGAGAAGGCUACACAGGAUCUGUUUUCCAUCGUGUGAUCAAGGGUUUCAUGAUCCAGGGAGGUGACUUCACAAAGGGCGAUGGGACUGGAGGAGUAUCAAUAUAUGGAGAAAAGUUUGCCGACGAAAAUUUCAAAAUAAAGCAUUAUGGAGCUGGUUGGGUAAGCAUGGCUAAUGCUGGUAAAGACACAAAUGGGUCUCAGUUUUUCAUUACGGCAAGAAUGACCUCCUGGUUAGAUGGACGUCACGUUGUUUUUGGGAAAGUGCUUGAAGGUAUGAAAGUGGUCAGAAAAAUUGAGUCAACAAAGACCCAGCCUGGAGACAAGCCAGAAACACCGGUAACAAUAUUUAGGGCAGGGCACAUCCCUGUUGAGAAUCCAUUCCCAGUUGAAAAAAGCGACGCAACUGAUUAG